AAUCGCACUCUCCUCCCUGGUAUAUGCGCUGCGGCGGCGCCCUGGGCCUGACUGACGCGUUCUCCCCGCCGAUGGUGUAGUCCGGGUCCCGUCCCCCCCCCCGCUGGCAGGGCGGUGGUUCGGUCUGGAUCGCGCUCUCCGGAAGUGUCGAGGCAGCUGGAGCAGCCGCUGCUUUCUGCCUGUCCCGUUCGGACCCGAGUCUCUGCUUCAGCCGUCAGCUUCUGCAAACAGGAUAGAUUUUACCCUGUCCCUGGUAUCACGUGACCCCGGCUACCUUUGGACUUCUCAGUAUAAGAAACUUACAUAGUUUGGAAACGCACGAAAUAGUUCGGGUGGAAAGAGGUGCAGACACCUAAACCUUACUACAUAAGCUGCCUUAAUACAUCAACCUUGCAAAACUUGCUUGGGGUCUGGCAGCUGGGCCAAGUAAAUCCCAUCUGUGUAGUCUUCCUCAUACAACUAAUUAAGUUGUUGCAUGCAAAUUAGCUGCAAAGUAAUGGUGGUGAUUGGCUGAGUUACCUCUGAUAUCACAAUCUGGAGUGACGGACACCUGCCCUACUGCAGCUGUACUCCACACAGUCAAAAUGGCAGAGAACUUGAAAAUUGGAUGGUAACAGACCAUGAAUCCCAGUGAUGAUUGAACCUGAAUCCAACAGCCAUCAUGUCUAGCAAAAGGGCAAAGACAAAGACCACUAAGAAGCGCCCUCAGCGCGCAACCUCCAAUGUGUUUGCAAUGUUCGAUCAGUCACAGAUUCAAGAAUUCAAAGAGGCCUUCAACAUGAUUGAUCAGAAUAGAGAUGGCUUCAUUGACAAAGAAGACCUGCAUGAUAUGCUCGCUUCCCUUGGAAAGAAUCCAACUGAUGAAUACCUAGAUGCUAUGAUGAAUGAAGCUCCAGGCCCCAUAAACUUCACUAUGUUCCUUACAAUGUUUGGAGAAAAACUAAAUGGCACAGAUCCAGAAGAUGUAAUCAGAAAUGCUUUUGCUUGCUUUGACGAAGAAGCAACAGGGUUCAUUCAAGAAGAUUAUCUGAGAGAGCUGCUGACGACAAUGGGAGACAGAUUUACAGAUGAAGAAGUAGAUGAGUUGUACAGAGAGGCACCAAUUGACAAAAAGGGAAAUUUCAAUUACAUUGAAUUCACACGCAUCCUUAAACACGGAGCAAAAGACAAGGAUGAUUGAACAAAAUUUCAGACACCUGCAGCUAGCUCUAGUUUUCACUUGCGUUUAUUUUUGAGGGUUUUUUUCCUGGUAGAACCUGUUGCAUGCAUCUAGCUUUUACAGCUUUUGCCUUUCUCAGUAUAUUUAUCUAUUCCAGGCCAUUCUGGCACAUUUGCACCUGUGUAAUCAAGCUGGAUGUGGGGGAUGAUAUUGUGGUGAAAAGAAUCUGGAGACAAAGAUCAAUGAAUUUGAAGGCCCAGGAAAAAAGUCUCAAUGUUUCUGGUUUAGCUGGAUUUUUACAUUUUUUGUAAUAAAAAUGUCCUUUUGAAAUAAAGAUUGCUAUAUAAAUAAAAUACCUCAAACUG
This is a messenger RNA of Emys orbicularis (European pond turtle), 1524 nucleotides long. Its product is annotated as myosin regulatory light chain 2, smooth muscle minor isoform. Gene Ontology annotation, biological process: platelet aggregation. NCBI's taxonomy places the organism in Eukaryota, Metazoa, Chordata, Testudines, Emydidae. Gene Ontology annotation, molecular function: calcium ion binding. The transcript has 6 exons. Gene Ontology annotation, cellular component: cytoplasm. The record is from RefSeq and is a predicted model, not a curated record. The coding region runs from base 662 to 1180 and encodes 172 amino acids.